Messenger RNA from Glycine soja, 646 nucleotides. RefSeq names its product chloride channel protein CLC-c-like. Gene Ontology annotation, molecular function: chloride transmembrane transporter activity. The transcript has 2 exons. Bases 16 to 492 code for a protein of 158 amino acids. Gene Ontology annotation, cellular component: plant-type vacuole membrane; intracellular membrane-bounded organelle. Lineage: Eukaryota; Viridiplantae; Streptophyta; Magnoliopsida; Fabales; Fabaceae. The record is from RefSeq and is a predicted model, not a curated record.
CUUAAGGAAUGAGCUAUGACACCAGAAUACUUAUUCUUUAAUUUCAGGAUUUUUGACAAUGAAAUAUUGAAGAAUGACUGGAGUUCCAGGAAAAAGGUUCAGAUAAUCCAUUAUGUGAUGCUUAAGUGGGGAUUUGCUCUUCUUAUUGGAUUAGGUACUGGAUUGGUUGGCUUCUUUAACAGUUUUGCAGUUGAGAACAUAGCUGGUUUCAAGCUGUUUAUGACCACCAGUCUCAUGUCUAAACACAGAUAUCUUGAUGCUUUCUUAGCAUAUGCUGGUGCGAAUAUGUGUUUAGCUGCAGCUACUGCUGCACUUUGUGCUUUCAUCGCUCCAGCAGCUGCAGGCUCUGGCAUUCCAGAGGUAAAAGCAUAUCUCAAUGGCGUGGAUGCUCAACAUAUAUUGGCUCCAAGCACCCUUUUUGUAAAGGUGAAUAAUACUACAAUACUAGGAGCAAGUCUACCCUUUUUGCAUAAACACACAGAUAAAAAUUGAAUAACUCCUUGAACAAAUGAAAAUUAGCCAAUGUCCCAGUUUUCUAUUUCAGAUAAAAGAAUUUUAGCGAAGAGUGAAUAUUAUUUCGUUAGUAAAAGCCUUUUAUUAUAUUUUUUUUUUCUUGGAAAGGGUUCAAUGCACUGCAGGAUAUAUU